UUGGGACUGGUGGGCGCAACGACGUCGUUUACCAACUUCCUAUUUCUCAGUUUCCUCUAUCCAACGUUUGAAUCCUUGAACUGGAGAGAGAUCGGUUGGAAAACUCGAAACCUACGAAGAUCGAAAGUCCAAAAGCUAAGAUGACAAUUUGGUCCCUGAGAUAUGUAAUUAUUGUAACAUUAUCGAUUUUGUGGAACAUAGAAGGGACAAUUGGGAUUAGGUUUGUGAUUGACAGAGAAGAGUGUUUCUCUCACCAUGUUCAGUACGAGGGUGACAGUGCUCAUGUUUCUUUCGUUGUCAUUAAGACCGACACCGCGUGGCGUGAAGGCGACCAGGGUGUUGAUCUAGUGAUUAAGGGGCCUCAUGGUGAGCAUAUUCACGAUUUCAGUGACAAGAUCAGUGGGAAGUACGAGUUUUUGGUUCAAAAAAGGGGCCUCUACCGCUUCUGCUUUACAAACAAAUCUCCUUAUCAUGAAACCAUAGACUUCGACUUAUAUGUUGGCCAUUUCGCAUACUUUGAUCAGCACGCAAAGGAUGAGCAUUUCAACCCCUUGUUGGAACAGAUCUCAAAGUUAGAGGAUGCUCUUUACAACAUCCAGUUUGAACAGCAUUGGUUAGAAGCUCAAACUGAUCGGCAAGUAAUAGUGAAUGAAGGAAUGAGUCGAAGGGCACUCCACAAGGCAAUGAUUGAAUCAGUAGCACUGGUUGGGGCCAGUGUCCUCCAGGUAUAUCUCAUGCAACGCUUGUUUGAACGAAAGAUUAGCACAUCCAGAGUGUAAGACUUUCGGCUUCGUGGGGGGUAUUUUUUGGUUUACAAACUGAUUUCUAACCUCAUGAAUUUGUUUUCUUCCUUGACGGCUUUGUUGUUGCCCAGCAUAUGCUGAGUCCAAUUUUGUUCACACGCCUAACAAGUUGCGUGAACAAAACACUUUGUGAUUGGUUCUAUUUUGAAUGGGUCAUUAAACUUUCAAAUGGGGUUCACCACUCUUUUUGAACCAAUCAAGUGUGUUUUGCUGUGUGUGAGUGUGAAUAAAACAAUUUUCAGCAUAUGCUUACAGAUUUAUAUCAUGUAUGCAAUCAAGCUGGGUGAAAGUUGUUAGUGCACGAAAUUAUUCUUUUUCUUUUUUUUUUUUUAACAUUUUCUUUCUCUCUUGAAUGAAAUUAGAUUAUUUUUUGAACCUCUCACUCUCUAGGGUAAUUCAAUUGAUUGUUCUGCUUUUACAUGGUCUUUAUAAAAUAUUUGGUUCCCUUACAAUGGGCAGUCUUUGAGACACGAAUGUAGCCAGCCGAUCUCAGGUAGUAUGGAAAGAAGAGAUACGUACACACAGAUAAUAUACAUGCACACAGAUAACAUAUCACAAUAACCAAACAGAUUUCAUCAAAAUGUGGAAGCCAAAAAAAUCACAAACAUAAGUUGCAGAUUAUAUAAUAAAAGAAUGAACAAAGGAAUGAAGCAGCCAAAUGAUUUUAACACAACACAAUCAUUUUAACAUAACUUGCAGCUUAUAUAAUAAAAGAAUGAACUAGCCAAAUGAUGAUUCUCAAAAUCAAGCAAGAAAACAAAACGCUAUCAUUUUAACAUAAUAAUUGUCUCAACUAAGCUCUCAAUGGCAUUGAGUUUAAA
Messenger RNA from Camellia sinensis, 1624 nucleotides. Its product is annotated as transmembrane emp24 domain-containing protein p24beta2. The record is from RefSeq and is a predicted model, not a curated record. Lineage: Eukaryota; Viridiplantae; Streptophyta; Magnoliopsida; Ericales; Theaceae.